AUGGUGAACACUAUCGCCAACAUGCAGGCUCAGAUGUACCAAACUCUACCAGCUCCACCAUCACCAGCAAGGGAUAGACACAAGGAGUUCAUGAGCCACAAACCUCCCUCGUUCUCUCAUUCAUCUGAUCCUCUAGAAGCUGAUGACUGGAUCAAGACAGUGGAGAAAAUGCUGAACAUCGCUCAGUGCACUGACAGAGAGAAGGUCCUUUAUGCAUCAGGAAGGUUGGAAGGGACCGCAGCAGAUUGGUGGGAUGCCUACACUGCAGCCCACGACACCCCCAACACCAUCACCUGGCAGGAGUUCCGGAAUCGGUUCUGGGAGCAUCACAUACCUAAGGGUCUGAUGAAGCUUAAUAAGAAGGAGUUCCUUGCGUUGAAACAGGGGUCUAUGUCUGUGAGUGAGUAUCGGGACAAGUUCAUCCAAUUGUCUCGCUACGCUCCCGCAGAUGUAGCCGAUGAUGAAGAGAAGCCGGAUCAUUUUAGGGAGGGUCUGAUUGGUCCUAUCAUGUAUCAGCUGAUGGUGCAUACCUUCGAGAAUUUCCAGAAAAUGGUGGACAAUGCCAUCCUGGUGGAACGUGCUCGUCAGGAGAUGGGUGAGCAGAAAAGGAAGUUUGAGUCCUCAGGGCAGAGCAACAGCAAUUCCCGUCCUCGUUAUACAUCCCCGCAAGGAACACCUUUCUGCCUAGGAGGACAGAAUGUCAACUACGGGCAGAGUCAGUACCAGCGCUUCAACCAGCAGGGUCAACAGCAGCAGCAAGCUCAGCAUGCCGCUGAGAAGUGCUUCUUCGACACCCGUGCCACCAUCGCCAACAUCUUCGACGAGGACGUCAUCGACUGCUUCCAAAAUGGCUUCGCCGAGCGGCACCUCUACCGCUACUUUGGACGCAACCGGCCCAACACCAUCAUGGAACUUCAUGACAUGAUGCAGCGAUGGGGUGACCAGGAGGACUAG
Molecule: messenger RNA, 954 nt
Organism: Panicum hallii
Lineage: Eukaryota; Viridiplantae; Streptophyta; Magnoliopsida; Poales; Poaceae
Exons: 3
Coding region: 1-954 (317 amino acids)
Source: RefSeq, a predicted model, not a curated record